Molecule: messenger RNA, 2137 nt
Organism: Didymodactylos carnosus
Lineage: Eukaryota; Metazoa; Rotifera; Eurotatoria; Philodinida; Philodinidae
Source: the annotation of a GenBank genome assembly
UAAAGAAAUCAUCAUGGAAAAAACGAUCCAGAAAGAAAGAAAUUCUAUUUUUGCUCAUAUAUGUAGAGGCCCGCAUCGACACGUUUUUUUGUCCAUGUUGGCAUGCUGUUUUUGACGGUUAAGAAAAUCAAAACGGACGUGUGGCACGACUAUUCCGCGAAGUGACUCUUGGCUUGUGGUGGGGUUGGUUGGAGCAGUGUGAGAAUGAGUUCGAAAAGCAGUUUCAAACGAAAGACAUGUGCAUGAUUUAGUGUGGAUUUAUUUGAGCCCUUCAACUGCUUAUCUGGUAUGAAAAUAGUUCAAGAUCAAGCUAUACUAAAAUUGUAAGUUAAUAACGAGUACGUUCAGGAAAACCAGUUGUUUUGACAACAAGAGAUGAAUGAUGUGAAAACAUGGCAACAAUUAUUAUACAAUUAGAUAGCUAAACGUUUCGACGUUUACGAACGUCUUCAUCAGUAGCAAUAAAUUUUAAAAAAUUUUACAUUGAUUUCAAAAAUAAACGUCUGUAGUUAGAUGUUAAAUCUACACUUAUAGCCUCUGAUCAACAAUUUAUUUCUAACUAUAUAUUUUUCUCUCUCUUUUCUUUCAGUCUAUUUCUUAUUUUCCUUUUUCUCAUACAUGGGAAAUCUCCCUCGGCUUUAAACAUUUUGGAUAAUCGUGGGAUGUUCGUAGAAUCAACUCGACGAGCUCGAUCUACCGAGGGUAUUGCUUUUCGAUUUGUGGGUGAUCGUGUGUUUUACAAGAGCCCCUGAUAAAAUCAUCUUAUGGAUAGAGAUUAGCCUCUCUAAUAUAAUAAUGACUUUGUCAGGCACAUCGUGUUUUUUGUUCUUGAUGUAAAAUGUUUCAGUCAUUCCAAUGAUCAUGCAAUAGAAGAACGAGAUUGAACCACAUGAGAAAUUAUUAUUUUUCUUUUCCGGAUAUUACUGAAUGGACAAAAGCAGCUUAUAUCCCAUGGCAUUUGAGUAAUAGGAAAAGAAAAGAAUGAAUGCGUAAAAAAUAAUUCUUCACACAAUACAGUGUAUGUUGUUAAAUAAUGAUUUGUUCUCUUUCGAAGCAUUGCAUAAAUCCUGACGGCCAACGCACAUAUUAUUUUAGUUUUUCACGUAAGGAAGUUUACACUAUCUCGAUCUGUUCGAUAUGGGCAACACAAUCCAUUGUGCAUAAUGACAUUAAUCAUUCGUUCGAUCUAUAUCACACACCAAAUCCCAAAGGUUUCUACUUUCCGAUGUCAGAUCAUUUUUUUGUGCAAGGUUAUUUUUUUCAAAAUUAUUUAUUAAUCGAUAGCUCAUGAAAAUAUAUAUAAGACUAAUAUAGACAUAACUAGAAAUUAUGAAGCUUUAAAAUUCUAUAUAUGAUUAGUUCAGUGAUUCUUUCAACCGAAAUAUCAGUCUGUACACGUAAAAAUGACUAUCGACACAGGAUUACAUAUUGUUAUAGAAUUUGUUGAUUUGAAAACUAUUCCAUUGCUAAAUUAAUUUAUUUCGUGAUAUGUAAGUAUUUAAUUAGGAAAAGUUUUCAUUGUUUAAAAGUUUCAUUUUUAUCAAAUAGGACAGCUAAUGCUGCCAAUGCUGCAGCAGCAGGUGCUGCUGGUCCUGGUGGUUCGAAACGUUUGGCUCAACAACAGGCGCAAGUCGAUGAAGUUGUGGAAAUAAUGAGACAAAAUGUCGAUAAGGUAUUAGAACGUGACAAAAACUUGGCAAGUCUUGAUGAUCGAGCUGAUAAAUUACAGCAUAAUGCAGCUCAAUUUGAACAACAAGCGGGAAAAUUAAAACGAAAAUUUUGGUUGCAAAAUAUGAAGAUGAUGAUUAUAAUGGGAAUAGUGGGUACUAUUUUUGCUGUUGUAGUAGGAGCAUGGGCUUAUUCGAAAUAUAAAGCACUUGCACCUUCUCUUCCAUCUACUGAAGGAGGUGGAGGUACAUCAACACCUUCGGUAAAAGAUGAAGUAUCAAAAGUAAAUAUUGUUUCUGUGGCAACACCAGUUCAAGAAAACGUAACAACAAAACGUCCUAGACGUCGACGAAAGAAAACAACAGUAGCAGCUAACGUAGUCAGUUCAACAGUAGCAUCAACAGAUGAUAAUGAUGAAUCUAAUAAUGAGUCUGUUUUGAAACGAGUUAUUCGUGCACUCAUACAAUAG